Messenger RNA from Xylona heveae TC161, 684 nucleotides. RefSeq names its product putative chaperone/heat shock protein Hsp12. The record is from RefSeq and is a predicted model, not a curated record. Lineage: Eukaryota; Fungi; Ascomycota; Xylonomycetes; Xylonales; Xylonaceae. The transcript has 3 exons. The coding region runs from base 251 to 523 and encodes 90 amino acids.
AAAGAGACAGAGCUCAUUCACCCCGCGAUUGUUUGCUCCUGCCCCGUUGGCCUGGAACGAGGGGCCGUUGUCAGUGAAAGCGUAGUUUGCGUCGCUCUUACACGCAUUUCUGAGACUGGAGUACAAUAUUUAAAGGAGCUCUCUCUGCUGCGAUUUUCCAUCUCUUCUUCAUCAACCAAACCGAAUCCAUUCCACCACAACCAAACAAACUUCAAACAAAUCUAUCUCUUUGAUCCAAACAUCAAUCAACAUGUCUGACGCCGGCCGCAAGGAUUUCUCUGACAAGGUCGAGGAGAAGAUCACUCCCGACUCCUCCAAGUCAACCCAGCAGAAGGUUAAGGAGACCGUCACUGACACUGGCGACAAGCUCGCUCGUGGCACUCAGUCGGACGAGUCCAAGUCGACCACCCAGGAGGUCUCUGACAAGUUUGGUCGCAGCAAGGAUGAGCACGUCCACGGUGGCAGCAGCCAGAGCAUUGGCGACAAGGUCAAGAACGCCUUUGGCCUUGGUGACAACAAAUAGAUGUGUCAUAUCACAUUUUCCUCAGCUUACGACGUUAUGAGAUGAACCUCGAGUUGAGCUUGCUUUCAGAGCUUUAUUAUACCAUUAGCAAUUCAGAGCAUUAAAUCUUUCGAUAUACUGUGCAAAUUAGAUGCCAUAAAAAUGUGAAAUUUCUCCCAGCC